AUGAAACGGCAAAUAGAAUUAAUCCGUUAUGGAGCACACAAAUCAUUAAUUAAAUCAUCAUCUGUGUUAAUAGUUCUAUUAAUAAUACUUCAAUUUGUUAAUUCUACAACAAUACACGAGGAGUCAGAUGAUGUCAGGCGACAUAACGAUGCAAAUGAACUUACAUUUUGUCAGCAGCUUCGAAACUUCGAGUCACGACGAUCACGUGAUUACAAAGACAAAGGCUCACGAAUUCACGUGAGGGUACCGAGAUGUAAUCGUAUAGGUGACUUCGAGCCAAUUCAAUGCUCAAAUGAAAUAGAUAAUACUCAUUGCUUCUGUGUGGAUGAAUAUGGAAUUGAAAUUCCGGGUACACGUGCUGAGACGGAAGAUCAAGUGAAUUGUAAAAAGCCAGAAGAUGACUGCCCAGCCGCCUCAUGCCGGAUGUUUUGUCCCAGUGGUUUUGCACGCAAUCAAACAAGUGGUUGCCCAAUAUGCAAGUGUUUUGAUGCAUGUAGCGAUGUAAAAUGUCCCAAUGGACAUGAAUGUGAGCCAAUUGAAGUGAAAUGUAAAAAUGAGCCGUGUCCGCCUAUUCCGACAUGCAGACGAGCACGAAGCUUGAGUGAUUUUUGCCCAACGGGCUCUCCACUAUCAAUAGCUGGAACGGUUCGACCAUUUUUGUGUGGUAACAAUCCCGGAAAGCCACAAUGUCCACCAAUUUAUAAGUGUAUGGUACAGACAGGAAAUGAUUAUGGUGUUUGUUGUCCAGCAUCAUUAAAAUAUGAAAAACCAGGAACAUGUCCAAAUUCAAUGGAUUUCAUUUCAACACAAGCACAUGGCGUUCUUUGUGGAUCUUCAUGCUCACAUGAUCUCGAAUGUCCACAUGUACAGAAAUGCUGUGAAUCAGCAAAGUGUGGCAAAACAUGUCAAACUCCUAAAGAUUCAACCUUUUGUCAUCAAGCAAAACUUCAGUCAGAGAUUCUCGCAAUUUCAAGAAAUGAAGGUCAAGGAUAUACACCACAAUGUGAUUCAAAGAAUGGACAGUUUAAGACAAAGCAAUGUUCAAAUAAUGGAUUAGUAUGUUGGUGUGUAAAUCCUGAAAAUGGCAACAAAAUCAAAGGGACAAUCGGUUCUGCAAAGACCGUACAAUGUGAUAAUAUAGAAAAUCUUCUAAUUCGAUCCGGUGCUCGAAGCAUGGAUGGAAAUAAUCAAUGUGACCAAAACAUUUGUGCUGCAGUAUGCCAAUAUGGCUUCAAGACAGAUCACAAUGGAUGUAAUACAUGCGAGUGUGAAUUGCCAUGUGAAGGUUUCAUUUGUCCAGUCGGGUCUAGAUGUGUUGUUGCAAAAGAUCCAAAAUGCACCUCCGGUUCAGGAUUAUGCCUAUCGGAACCAAUUUGUCAACCGGAUCUCAUUUAUUCAAAUCCGUGUGAACAGGGAGUUCCAUUGACUCAUAAUUUUACUGAAGAAAUUGCUUAUUGCCAUGAAGAAUUGAAUCCAUCGGAAUAUCAAGUACAGACAUUUUUGGAUGCAAGUGAUGAAAAUGUCGUUGGACGUUCAUUGAUGUCGAAAGUAACAUGUCCAGAUGGCUUUAAAUGCACUAGAUUAAAGGGUCAAAGUGAAAGUGUCUGUUGCCAAAAUGACCUGAUUCCUGCGUCAGCUGUUAAUCAUGAAGUGGAAGAAACAACUGUGGUGCGGCAAGCAUCAAUGUGUGAAUAUUUGAGAGAUUUUAGUGAUCGCAUGGAGGGAACAGAGGAGGGAAUGGCAUUAGCAAUUAUCCCGCCAAAAUGUAAUACAGACGGAUCAUAUGUGGCAAUGCAAUGUCAAUUAAAACGAAUGACUGUUACUAAGGCGGAGCAGAAAAAAGUUUUGGAACAAAACAAUAUCCGUGAAAUGAGAAAAUUAUUAAAUAAUCGACGUAGACGAGACAUUGAAACAUUGAAGCUUGUUCGCGUUGAUAAUGUUCAGCAAAAUAGAAGAUCAGACGAUGGUCUUGACACACAAGUUGUUCUUGACUUCCUUAAAAAGAAAAUUUUUGAGUCACCAGACAAAUUUAUCAGUGAGCUAUUUGGAGACAAUACACAAGGCAGAACAGCAAGAGUUAUUGACAUCCAAGCUGAAGAUUAUGAAGAUGAAGAAGAAUCUGAGGAUCUUGAAGUCAGAGAUGAUCGUAAAUUAGCUUUAAAAUCACAGAACAGAUUCAAUGAUCUAGUCGAAGUGGAAGUCGAACAAUGCUACUGUGUUGAUCGUUUUGGAACGGAAAUUCCUCAAACAAGAGGUUCAAUAAAUGUUACAGAAGAAACUUGUCUUAAAGUUCGUGACGAGAUUGACUGCUUGGAUUUGACAUGCAGAAUGGGAUGUGAUUAUGGAUUCGUAAUAGAUCCAAAUAGUAAAUGUCCAACAUGUCAAUGUCGUGAUCCAUGUGAUAAUGUUCAAUGUGAAAAUAAUCAAGAAUGUCGAACUGUCGAAGUAUCGUGCGAAGAUGCAUACUGUCCACCAGUUCCAAGCUGUUUCCCUAAGAAACAAGGUCAAUGUCCAUUUCUAGUUCCACCAGCAGGAGAAGAUUCAGAUGAUGCUUGUGCUUAUGAAUGUCGAUCAGAUAAUCACUGUAGUUCAUCGAAAAAGUGCUGUUCUAAUGGCUGUGGAACUGUUUGCGUUGAACCAAUGCUCAAGUCAGCUUGCCAACACCUUCAAUCAAUUCAAAUUCAUCAAGCAAUUGAAUUAGGCAUUCCAGCAAAACAAAAAUAUAUUGCACAAUGUAAUGAUGAUGGGACAUGGAAAACAAUUCAAUGUGGACCGAACAAUGUGUGCUGGUGUGUAGAUGAACGAGGAAAUGAAAAGAGCGGAACGCGUACAUCCGAUGAAAUUCCAAAUUGUUCCGUCAGUAAAACAUCAAAUUGUCCAAAAGUGCGAUGCAAAUAUUGCGAACAUGGAUAUGUGUUUGAUGUAAAUGGCUGUAAAACAUGCGAAUGUAAAGAUUUAUGUAAAGAAAUCAAAUGUCCAUUAGACGAACAAUGUGAACUCGUUCAGGUUGAAUGUAUCAAUAGCUUUAAUAGUACACAACCAUGCCCAAGGCUUCCUAUAUGCACACCGAUACGCGAUUCUGUAUGCACUGAAGGACUUCCAUUAAAACAGAAUGGACGAGAUAUCAAUUGUGGACCCGAUGCAACGGACUGUCCAACAACACAUACAUGUAAUUUAAAUCCAAUUACAAAGCAUGGAGUAUGUUGUGCAAAGAGUCGAGACGUAUGUUUUGAAUCAAUCGAUUCAUCAUGCAUAUUAAACGACAAUGAUGUUAGUGAAAGCAUUGUUAAGUAUCGAUUUAAUCCGCGUUACAAUAAAUGCACGGCAAUACGAUUAUCGAAGAAAAAUAAAAAUUCAUCAUGUGCAAGUAAAAAUCUCUUCCACAAUGAGCAGGCAUGUAAAUCUGUCUGUCCUGUUUUGACACAAUGCGAGAGAUUAAAAUUAAAAAAUUCUAUUGUUGCAAGGCGACGUGCUGAUAAAUCUGAUAUAUGGUUCCGUCCUCGUUGUGAUCCAGAGACGGGAAAUUGGAGCUCUGUACAAUGCAUAGCUGAAAAUACGACAGAGAAUACUCGUGUAUGUUGGUGUGCUGAUAAGAAAGGUUCACCGAUAAAAGGCUCAUUAACAAAAGGCACUGAGCCAGUUUGUAAUUACAGACAGGCAAGACGACGCGUACAAGAACACACAGAUCCGGUAAUGGAGGAACUCAUACGUCAAAUUACAUAUUUGACUGACGAAAGUAACUUUCUCGAUGAUGACGAAAAUUCCUCAUUAGAAGGUAGAUCGUUACCGAGUGACGAUAAAAUUGCAAUUGCAACAGAGCGUGCUCUAGAAAUAUCAGAAAAGCUUAGUGAAAGUACGAAAAAGCUUAUUGCAUCGACAACACGUUGUGAUGCCUUAAGAUCGACAGCUCGAUUUACCGUAACGUGCGAUGAGCAAGGAAAUUUCCAACCAAUGCAAUGCAAUCAUGAAACGUGCUGGUGUGUUGAUGAAGCAGGAAAUCAAUUGCCAUUCAGUAAUACAUUCAGAAAGGGAAGCAAGAAGUGCAUGCAUACGCCAUUAGACGCAAUCGAAAUCGAAUUGAAUUUAAUAAAUCCAAAUAAUGUUAAAUUAACAAAUUUAUAUGACGUAAUGUAUGAGGAUGUAAGAGAACUUAUUGGUGAUGAAAAUUUUGUAAAUUUCCGUGUUCAUGAAAAUGCAGAUGGAACUGUGACAUUAAAGUUUGACUUGAUUGAUGAUGAAAAAGUUAAUCAAGCAUUCGCAAUUGAGGAGAUGAGUAAGGAAGAUAAUUUAUUCUUAUUCCAUGGAAUGCUGAAAGUAGACAUGAGGCAGUCAAAAUUCUCUCAUAGAAUUCCAAUGGAAGUGCUUACGAAUGCACAGCGAUCAUCACUUGGUAUACCUCAAAACACAUUUCACACAAUUGUAUUCAUAAUAGCAACGUCCUCAGCUUUUAUUGUAAGCAUAUUAGUCAUUUAUGUUAUGUUAAAAAAAGGAAGAACAAAAGACGAUAAAACACAUUAUGUUAAUAAUAAAAAUCUUCAUUCAGGCGAUAAAUUCAUUGAUUAUACAUCGCCCAUAUUUGUUUUGAGUGCCAAUGAUUUACCAAGAAGUCAUCAUCAUCCUCAUCAUCAUCACAAUAGUCGAAGUAAUGAUGAAAGUUGAAAUUGUAAUUUUUCAAUACAAUUUCUCUUUCUAUGUGCUGCAAAGUAGAUGUUUUAGACAGUAGAUUGAGAAAGAAACGGGGUCGUUCAUAAAUUACGUCUAUCAACAUUUUGGAUUUUAAGGUAUUCCUUUCUUACUGGUCUCCAAAUUUUCAUACAUCUAAAUUCUAUAGUGUCACUAGUGUUGCACUUCAUUAGCUGAUAGACGUUACAAGUGAACGACCCGACAAAAAAUAAUAAUAAAUCGAAUAAAUUGACAUGAACACAUCAGACAUGGAAAAAUAGUUGUGUCUAAUGUGUUCAUGCUGAUAGAAAUUGAGACACAUAUGAAUGCUCAUAAUUUGAGUUUAAUUGUACAGUGUUUGCGUGCU
This is a messenger RNA of Chironomus riparius, 5029 nucleotides long. NCBI's taxonomy places the organism in Eukaryota, Metazoa, Arthropoda, Insecta, Diptera, Chironomidae. The record is from the annotation of a GenBank genome assembly.